AUGGCGACGGCGUACGCCAUCGCCGCGUCCGUCGUCGGCGGCGCGAGCACCUCCGCCGCGCGCGCCAAACUCGCGCCGCCGCCGCGCCCUCGAGCGCCCGAACUCGCGACGGACGCGCAGUCCUUUUUGGGCGCGAGUCACCGCCCGAGCUGGGGUCCCGGCGGCGUUCUCGCGCACGCCGCGCGCGUCUCGGCGCGCGUCGCGAGCAGAGAACACGGCGGAUACGGCGCGGUGAAGGCUGCGCAGCUGGCGCGCGGGUCGCCCCACGCGCCGUGGGGCGUCGUGACGACCGAGCGGUUCGCGCUCAGCGCGGGCGGGGGCGAUUUUCGCGCGAAACGCGCGGCGUUGGACGUCGCGCUCGCGCGCACGGCGGUCGCGGUCGACGCGAACGACGCCGAAUACGACGCCGACGCGUCUUACGGCCCGCGUCUGGUGUUCGAAUGCGCGCGGACGGAGCUCCCGUCGCUGUGCCUCGAGCACCUCGCCGCGAUCGAGGCAGCCGCGCUCGCGAGCGCCGCGACGGGCGCCGCGGACGGCGCGCUCGACGGCGAAGGGACGUUUCGCGCGCCGCCGGAUGAGCUCGCGGCGGAGGUUCGCGCGUGGGACCUCGUGAGCGCGCUGUGGGGCGACGACGAGGACGGCGGCGGCGCGCCCGUCGGGUGCGCCGCGGAUCGGCACCGGAGACGCGCGGCGGUCGGCGCGUGGCUGCGGAAGCAGACCGCGCGCGGCGGCGGAGGGGUCAUCGUUCCGGACGACAGAAACGCGGCGGCGGCGCACGCGGCGGCGGGGCGGAGCUCGCGGUCGGUCGCCUCCGCGGCGGCGAACAGGGAUCCGCGGCUGGCGACGCUCCUCGCGCAGGCCAACGCGGGCGGCGACCUCAGAGCGCUGACCGCGGCGCAGCUCGACCUGUGGCGCGGGUCGCCGGUGGAAAAGUACCUGACGCGCGAGACCUCGAGCGCGUUCGCGCUGCUCGCCGGGGAGGUGUCGCCGCCGGAGGACGUCGUCCGAGGCGUCGGCGCGUGGCCGCAGAAUUUCGGGCUGACGCAGUGGUUCGCGUCGCCGCCGACGACGACGCUGUCCGCGGUCGUGGAGGGCUACCUCGAGGCUGUCGCGAGGGGCGAGGCGGCGUAUCCGGACGCGCCGGGGUUAAUCGCCGUCGACGCGGACGCGCGUCGGUUGAAGGACGCGUCGUUUAACCUGUUGAUCCUGGGAUCGAAAGGGCCGACGGCGCCGUCGGACGCGGACGUCCGCGACGCGUUUCACCCGCUGACGUACUGUGCGAGAGACCUGGGGAACGUGUCGCUCGCGUGGCACUUGUUCGCGACCCUCCGCGCGAUCGGGGCGUUACCCGAGACGGUGGAAAACCGAGCGUUGGGAGACGCGUUGCACGCCAACUUCGCGCGGCAGCUGCUCUCGUCGUCCUCCUCCUCCUCCUCCGAAACGAAGACGCGGCGGCAGCAGCGGCACUCCAUGAUCGAGUGGGCGGUGUUCGUCGCCAUGCACGUCGAGGAUGGCGCGCGCAGGCGCGACCUCGUGAAGGAGAUUCUCAACGCCGGGUGCGCGGAGUGGUGCGACGACGACGCGAAGACGACGUUCAUGCGAGAGACGCUGCGCGUGCCGGAGGCGUGGACGAGGGAGGCGAAGGAGACGUGGGCGAGGUACAACUGGUGGGAGCCGGAGUCGGCGUUCGCGCCCGCGUAG
Micromonas pusilla CCMP1545 is the source of this 1701-nucleotide messenger RNA. RefSeq lists its product as uncharacterized. The record is from RefSeq and is a predicted model, not a curated record. NCBI's taxonomy places the organism in Eukaryota, Viridiplantae, Chlorophyta, Mamiellophyceae, Mamiellales, Mamiellaceae. The transcript has a single exon. Bases 1 to 1701 code for a protein of 566 amino acids.